CUCAAUCAGUAACAAAAUCAUUGGUUCGUCCAUUAAUCCAACAAGGACUUGCCAACGGUGAUCCUGAUAUGGAUGCAAUAUACCGAUUGACUCGUAGUUAUCGUCACAAACGUAUUAAUAUUGAAUUCGGUAAACUACCACCGGUAGCAAUUCCUGCAGGCUUAUUAGUACCAUUUAACAGCCAAAAUACUUUAUUUCAUUACGAUUCAUUUUGGGCUUUAUGGCUGCCGACAACAACAAAUUUUCGUGUUUGCGAUAUUUGGCGAGGAUAUUUUGCGCAAAGACUGUUGUGGGAAAUUGAGUCAUCAUUAACGUUCCAUCCGGCUUCAGUAUUUCAGGAUAGAAAUCCACAUAAUUAUCUGUUUGAUUUCAUCGAUGAAUUACCAUUGUAUGAGGAUGCAGAGCGGUUGAUCGAUUUUUUGAGGCAAUGGAAAUGCAGUACAGGAGGUUCGUAUAAAUUCGGUAGUCGUCAAUGUACUCAAUUUUUUGAUCGAAUCUACUGGUUAGCCAUUGAUAUGGUUGAACAAAAAUUUUGGAAAAUGAAAGAUGUUUGGUUAUGUACAAGAUAUUUGACUGAUUUAAUUUCUCUUGGAUAUCAGACUGACCAUUUAAAUUUGAAUCAAAAAGAGUGGACAUUAUACCAGAUCAAAGAGGAAAACUCCACUCAGUUUUUUCCGCAACAAUCAAGUCCACUUCUAACACAAUCAUUGAAAGAUAAUACUUGCACAUCCCGUGUUGCCGUUUGUGUUAGUGGUCAACCUCGGACGCUAAACAUGACACUUCCUGUUUCUCUUAGCGUGAUAAGAUAUGCUCCAACGUUGUAUAAUUCAGGACCAAUUAAGACGCAUAUAGAUUCUAACCUUACCAAUGCCGACAAUAUCCAAGCAUUUUUGUUUGAGAAUUUACCAGCGUUUGAUGUUUUUAUGUAUGUAUCAACAACUGAAAAUCAUCCACGAUUACCGCGCGUAGGUGAUACAUCCGUAUGCGAACUAUUGCGGCCGAAACUUGUUUCAAAUAAAUUGUUAUGUGAGAUUCCUAUCGCUGAAACAGGGAUUCCUACAGCAACUGGAUGGAAUGAAACAAUGCAACAGAAUGCGUAA
Didymodactylos carnosus is the source of this 1100-nucleotide messenger RNA. The record is from the annotation of a GenBank genome assembly. Lineage: Eukaryota; Metazoa; Rotifera; Eurotatoria; Philodinida; Philodinidae.